Penicillium verhagenii is the source of this 231-nucleotide messenger RNA. RefSeq lists its product as uncharacterized. NCBI's taxonomy places the organism in Eukaryota, Fungi, Ascomycota, Eurotiomycetes, Eurotiales, Aspergillaceae. The record is from RefSeq and is a predicted model, not a curated record. The transcript has 2 exons. The coding region runs from base 1 to 231 and encodes 76 amino acids.
AUGAUCGAUGAGCCAUGUCACUGUGAUUCCGUCGUUUCUCUCAAAGCGACCCCACCUUCGUUGCCUUCACGAGGGCAUCUCGUGCAGAUCUUCACCACGGUCAACGCCACCGAGCCAAGCUUCGAACUGCAUUUGGUCAGCCGUGAGCGCUGCUCGGCUGCUAUUUCCCCAAAGUUCAGCCGUCGAUUCGCGGCUCCCACCCCGUUCUCGCCAUCCGCUUCCAUUGCCUGA